AUGAACGAUCUUCUUACGGAGUCAUUUGAUAUCCCCCGUGGCCAAGGACGUGGAGGUGGUGACGUUGAGUUGGGAGACUAUGGAAGGAAUUCAGGAGAGCUUGGCUUGGAAAACUUCUUCAAAAAGGUUCAAGAGCUUGAUAAACAAUAUGCUAAGCUGGAUAACCUUUUGAGAAAGCUCCAGGACGCCCAUGAAGAGUCCAAAGGUGUUUCCAAAGCUCCUGCUAUGAAAGAUAUAAAGCAGAGAAUGGAGAAAGAUGUUGAUGAAGUUAAGAAAACUGCACAUCACUUAAAGACCAAGGUUGAAGAGCUGGACAAAGAGAAUUUGGCUAAUAGGCAGAAGCCUGGUUGUGGAAAAGGAUCAGCUGUUGACCGGUCAAGAACAGCAACGACAGUUUCCUUGAAAAAGAAACUGAAGGACAAGAUGGCUGAAUUUCAGAUUCUGAGAGAAUCCAUCCAUGAAGAAUAUCGCGAGGUUGUUGAGAGACGUGUAUUUACAGUAACGGGCAAACAAGCUGAUGAGGAGACAAUUGACAGAUUAAUUGAGACUGGAGACAGUGAACAAAUUUUCCAGAAAGCAAUUCAGGAACAAGGACGAGGCCAGAUAAUGGACACCCUCGCGGAAAUUCAUGAACGACACGAAGCAGUCAGAGAUGUUGAGAGGAAACUUCUUGAUUUGCAACAGAUAUUUAUGGAUAUUGCAGUGUUAGUUGAUGCACAAGGAGACAUGCUUGACAACAUAGAAUCACAGGUUUCAAGUGCAGUAGAUCAUGUGCAACAAGGAAAUAAUACCCUCCUAAAGGCAAAGAAACUGCAAAGAAACUCAAGAAAAUGGAUGUGUAUUGGCAUCAUGAUACUUCUCAUUAUUGUUAUAAUCAGUGUUGUUUCUAUCAUCAAACCAUGGGUCGCCAAACAGGGUGGUGCAUAG
This is a messenger RNA of Lathyrus sativus (Indian pea), 927 nucleotides long. NCBI's taxonomy places the organism in Eukaryota, Viridiplantae, Streptophyta, Magnoliopsida, Fabales, Fabaceae. The record is from the annotation of a GenBank genome assembly.